Molecule: messenger RNA, 1554 nt
Organism: Setaria italica (foxtail millet)
Lineage: Eukaryota; Viridiplantae; Streptophyta; Magnoliopsida; Poales; Poaceae
Product: amino-acid permease BAT1 homolog
Exons: 8
Coding region: 1-1554 (517 amino acids)
Biological process (GO): gamma-aminobutyric acid transport; transmembrane transport
Cellular component (GO): membrane
Molecular function (GO): L-lysine transmembrane transporter activity; L-alanine transmembrane transporter activity; gamma-aminobutyric acid transmembrane transporter activity
Source: RefSeq, a predicted model, not a curated record
AUGGCCGUGCCUCGCCGCUCCGUCGAGCUGCCCGUCGCCGACGACGCAGACCGGGCUCGGCUGCAGGAGCUCGGAUACAAGCAGGAGCUCAAGCGCGGCCUCUCUGUCAUCUCCAACUUUGCGUUGUCGUUCUCCAUCAUCUCCGUGAUGACGGGCGUGACGACGACGUACAACACCGGCCUGCGCUACGGCGGCCCGGCCUCCAUGACGCUGGGCUGGCUCGUCGUGGCCACGUUCAACGGCUGCGUGGCGCUGUCCAUGGCGGAGAUCUGUUCGGCGUACCCGACCUCCGGCGGUCUCUACUACUGGAGCGCCAAGCUCGCCGGCAAGGACUGGGCUCCACUCGCUUCCUGGCUCACUGGAUGGUUCAACAUCGUAGGACAGUGGGCUGCCAUCGCGAGCGUCGACUUCUCGCUGGCGCAGCUUGUCCAAGUGAUCAUCCUGCUUGGCACCGGGGGCGCCAACGGUGGCGGCUACAUGGCCUCCAAAUACGUCUUGCUGGGCAUCUACGGUUGCAUCCUAGUCCUACACGGCCUUAUCAACUGUCUCCCCAUUCAGUGGCUGUCAUGGUUUGGCCAUCUCGGAGCCUUCUGGAAUACCGCAGGUAUAUUUAUGCUAGUGAUCUUGCUUCCAGCGGUUGCUAAGGAGAGAGCGGGUGUGGAGUUCAUCUUCACCCACUUCAACAUGGACAAUGGCAUGGGAAUCCAAGGCAAGGCUUAUGUUUUAGCUGUGGGGAUGGUGGUGAGCCAGUACUCCCUCCUCGGCUACGAUACAUCUGCUCACAUGUCAGAGGAAACGAAGGAGGCUGACCGGAGUGGCUCGAUAGGGAUCGUAGCUUCUGUUGCUCUGGCAUCCAUGUUUGGAUGGAUUUAUUUGGUGGCCUUGGCAUCGCUAACGAUAGACAUUCCCUAUCUUUUGAGCCCUAGCAACGAUGCCGGUGGGUACGCUGUCGCUCAGGCUCUUUACACCACCUUCCACAGAAGGUACAACAGCGGUGUUGGGGCUCUCGCCUCCCUAGCCAUCAUCGCAUUUGCCAUCUUCCUCUGCGGCAUUACAUGUGUAACCGCCAACUCAAGGAUGGGGUACGCCUUCUCCAGGGACGGGGCGAUGCCAUUCUCCCGCAUAUGGUACCAGCUUAACAAGAAAGAGGUGCCCAUCAAUGUCGUCUGGCUUUCAGUGGUCAUCGCGUUCAUCAUGUCCCUAACGUCGCUGGGCAGCCAGGUGGCAUUCCAGGCUAUGGUGUCCAUCACGACAAUCGGUUUGUACAUGGCCUACGCAUUGCCCAUCUUCUUUCGUGUAACAACGGCUCGGAAGUCGUUCACUCCAGGUCCAUUUCACUUGGGAAAGUUUGGAAAUGUCAUCGGAUGGGUUGCCGUUGCCUGGGUGGCCCUUGUCACCGUGCUCUUCUGCCUGCCGGUGGCGUAUCCCGUUGGCGAGGACAACUUCAACUACACGCCGGUCGCUGUUGGGGGCGUGCUAUUCCUCAGCGUCGGCACGUGGUUGCUCCAUGCCCGGUUCUGGUUCAAAGGGCCCAUCGUCAAUGUCGACGCCUAA